AUGGGUCAGAUUCUUUCGAACCCAAUCAUUGACAAGGAGGUACACUCUGGCAGUGAUGUAUUAACCGCUUUUGGACUUUGCGCUAUGCAAGGGUGGCGUAUGUCCAUGGAAGACGCGCAUGUUUGCGCAAGUAACAUAUCCGGGGGUGAGGAAGAUCACGUCGCGUAUUAUGCGGUGUUUGAUGGCCAUGGUGGCUCUUCAGUUGCCACGUUCUGUGGUGAAAAGGCUUCUGAAGUACUACAAGAGAGGGCAACUUUCAAGAAAGGGCAGUUUGCGCAGGCGCUGAUUGACGCGUUUAUCGCUACAGAUGAAGAGAUUUUGAAGGAUCCAAUGUUGAGAAACGACCAUAGCGGGUGUACAGCAACAACAAUGGUAAUUUCCAAGUUACAGCAAAAGCUGUUCUGCGCUAACGCAGGCGAUAGCAGAACUGUAUUAUCUCGCAACGCGCUGGCCAAGGCUCUGUCGUACGACCAUAAACCCACCUUGGUGGGUGAAAAAUCCAGAAUUGUGGCUGCAGACGGAUUCGUGGAGAUGGAUAGAGUUAACGGUAACCUUGCCUUGAGUCGUGCGAUCGGUGAUUUUGAAUUCAAGUCAAACUCCAGUCUUCCUCCUCAUGAGCAAAUUGUCACCUGUGUUCCCGAUAUUGUGGAACACCCAAUAGAUUACGAGUUAGACGAAUUUGUUAUUUUGGCCUGUGACGGUAUUUGGGACUGCUUGACAUCUCAAGAGUGUGUGGAUCUGAUUCACUACGGUAUUAACAAGGGCGACAUGACUCUUGAGGAGAUUUCAUCUCGUAUCGUAGAUGUGUGUUGUUCCCCAACCACAGAAGGAACUGGUAUCGGAUGUGACAACAUGAGUAUUGUCAUUGUGGCCUUGCUAAAGGACGGUGAAUCCUUGAACGACUGGUUCAAGAGAAUUAGAGACAAGAAACAUGAUGCUUCCGUAUCUUUCGAGGCCCGCAGACGUUCAAUUUUUUCUUUCUACGAGUUCCCAAAGGACGACUCUGAGGUUUUCGCCAUUUCCACCAAAAAAUCUGACGAUCACAAUAACAGCUACUCUUCAAACGAUGAUGAAGAUGAGGACAUGGAUCGUCCAGAACAGGCUCCUGGCCGUCAGCAAAUGGACCUAUUCUCGUUAGAGAGCUUGUUGGGUGCCGGCGGUAUCCAAGUCACACAAGGUGGCAACAACGUUUCUUACAUCCAUGGCUCAGCUUUGUCUGAAGUACUGGCUUCUUUGAGUGGUGCCCACAGUGCAGGCCAUAGUGACGAUAGAUCUGAAGAUGAAAAGCCUGAUAAAAUCGAAGAGGUUAAGGAUUGA
This is a messenger RNA of Lachancea fermentati, 1317 nucleotides long. The record is from the annotation of a GenBank genome assembly. Lineage: Eukaryota; Fungi; Ascomycota; Saccharomycetes; Saccharomycetales; Saccharomycetaceae.